Cryphonectria parasitica EP155 is the source of this 162-nucleotide messenger RNA. RefSeq lists its product as uncharacterized. The annotation marks the transcript as partial. The transcript has a single exon. The record is from RefSeq and is a predicted model, not a curated record. NCBI's taxonomy places the organism in Eukaryota, Fungi, Ascomycota, Sordariomycetes, Diaporthales, Cryphonectriaceae.
AUGUGUGACUGGGAAGAAUUCAUCUUCGGCUGCUCCUGCUCCUACACCAAGCGCAAGACCUACUGCCAUUUCGCUCGUAACGACCCAAACCAUCAGUGCUUCGGCGUCCAGGUCCUCAGGAAGGUCUGGGAUGUCCCUGAGGCCUGCGACAGGUGCAUGAGU